Molecule: messenger RNA, 860 nt
Organism: Schistosoma guineensis
Lineage: Eukaryota; Metazoa; Platyhelminthes; Trematoda; Strigeidida; Schistosomatidae
Source: the annotation of a GenBank genome assembly
GUUGUAGACACAUUUUUAAAAUGCAGAAGUGGUUUCUGUCUGAAUAUGUAGAACCGCUUGAAGGGCUUCACAGGCUUUUGGAAGUUGACAGGGUCACUGUGAAGCAAAUAAAAAAGAACCAAAGUUCAAAGCUACAUGAUGCAGUAGUUUAUGAAGCCCUGCUAGAUACUUCUGAACUUCUUUUAAAAUUUGUUGAAAAGUCUAGCUUUGCACAAAGAUUUUGGUGUGGAUCUCACAGAGCGUUCGAUAUGGAAGUGCGAAAUGUAAACGGAAAACUUGUUAUGCAUCUCCAACGGCCAUUGAAGUGUUCAGCAGUUGUAUGUUUUUGUUGUACUUAUGAAAUGAAAGUUGAAGCUCCAGUAGGUGAACCAAUGGGUAGUAUUGUUCAAAAUUAUGGACGAUUCGGUCAUACAUUUUACCUGAAAGAUUGGAAUGGUAAUAUAAAUUUAGAUAUAAAAGGUCCUUGGUUUUCUUAUACCUGUUGUUUUGAUCUUAUUUUUAAGAUUUAUGCACAUGGACAUAAUAGAUCAAUUGGACGGAUAAUAUGUCGUCGAGAUCAAGAAAAUGAUAGUUUUCGUGUUGACUUCCCUUUAGACUUGGAUUAUCGUAUGAAACUUUUGCUUAUUUGUGCUGCAAUAUUUUUGUCAUCAUCAUCAUCAUCCAAUCAUCAUCAUCAUCAUCAUCAUCAUCAUCAUCAUUCAAAUCAUCAUCAUCAUCAUCAUCAUCAUCAUCUUCCAAGUGAUCAUCAUCAUCAUCAUCCAAAUCAUCAUCAUCAUCAUCAUCAUCAUCAUCAUCAUGAUCAUCAUCGUCAUCAUCAUCAUCAUAAUCAUCAUUAUCAUGAUCAUCAUCAAUCAUCAUAA